UGAAUUAGAAUGUGUUUGUAUUUGUAAAUGGUGAUAAACAUGGGCAAGAAUGACGUUCGUAGUUCUAUUAAAGUGGAGCAAGAAGUUGUAAUAUCAUGGUUUUAAUAUUUAUCCCAAAAAUAUUAGUUAGUUUAAUAAGUAAAUUCAUAUAAUUAUCCUAAUUAUCAACUUUAAGGUUAUUACACUACUCAAAGUAUUGUUAACUGUUGUGUUUACCAUUACAUGUCACACAUUAUACUCGAAUUGAACAAAAUAAAUAGCAAUAUGAGAUGAUCAGAUAUAUGUUUGAAUCUGAUUAACGAGGUUCUUCAACCGUUGCUUUGUCAGUUAUACGAGUAAUUUCUCUCGUAAGUGUUACAAAGGGAAAGAUGAGAGAUGAGAGAAUAAAUACUGCAUUCUAAGUGCCGCGGUCAGGUUGAGGGUCUUUCUCUUUCUUCGCGAAAGUCAAGAUCGCGUCAUUCUUUACGGUCAAUGAUCAACAACUAGUUCUCACUGGUGGUGAAGAGUUUUAUGAAUUGGUGCUCAAUAAAUCGAAUUAUUUGAUGGUGAAGACGGUGAUUAAUUGAAAAUCACAACAUUUCUGAAGAUAAAUUUAUAUCUUCAAUCAACAGAAAUUGAAGAAUUUUCAUCAAAAUGAAGCUCGAGGGUAACAGUUCAAGGGAUGAUGAUGCUAAUGGGAUUCUACUGCAGCCAAGGAAAACAUCGGUUGUACGAGUCCAGAUUAUGCCGAUUCAACCUAAAACUAUUACUCAUUUGCCAAAACGACCACCAGUUGAUAUUGCGUUCACGGAUUUAAUGUACAAAGUCCGAGAAGGCCGUAAAGGAAAUGAAAAAACUAUCCUCAAGUCCGUUAGUGGAAGACUACGGUCUGGCGAGCUGACGGCAAUUAUGGGUCCGUCUGGCGCUGGAAAAUCUACUCUCCUUAACAUCUUGACUGGAUACAAAACUACUGGGAUGGAAGGAAGCAUAACCAUGAAUGGUAUGGAGAGGAAUUUAAGUACCUUCAGAAAGUUAUCAGCUUAUAUUAUGCAGGACAAUCAACUUCAUGGAAAUCUUACUGUUGAAGAAGCUAUGAAAGUUGCUUCAAGCCUAAAACUUAGCAGUAAAGUCAGUAAAACUGAGAAAGAAGAAGUGAUUCAAGAGAUUCUCGAAACACUUGGUUUGGCAGAGCAUCGUCGAACGAUGACCUCAAAUCUGAGUGGCGGUCAAAAAAAAAGAUUGUCUAUAGCUUUGGAAUUGGUCAACAACCCUCCAAUAAUGUUUUUCGAUGAGCCCACGAGUGGUCUAGAUUCAUCGUCUUGUUUUCAAUGUAUUUCUCUUCUAAAAACCUUGGCCCGAGGUGGACGAACGAUAAUUUGUACAAUCCAUCAACCUAGUGCUCGACUUUUCGAAAUGUUCGAUGCUUUAUAUACUCUUGCCGAAGGACAAUGUGUCUAUCAAGGUUCUACAUCACAAUUAGUCCCAUUCCUCCGAUACCAAGGAUUAAAUUGUCCCAGUUACCACAAUCCUGCAUCCUUCAUUAUUGAAGUGUCUUGCGGAGAAUAUGGUGAAAAUGUAGGAAAAUUAGUAGCAGCAAUAAAGAACGGAAAAUACGAUAUUAGGGAGGGAUUUCCAUUCCCAGAAACAAAAGAAGAAAAUUUGAACAACACUAUCCAGGCUGUAAAUGGAAUAACAAAAAAUGUGGAUGAAAAAUAUGGCGUAAAUGAUGAAAUUAAAGAUAAGAAUGACGUCAGUAAUAUUAAAGAAAAAUAUACCGAAAACAAAGUUAAUGAAAGUCAUAAUAAUGGCGGAAUUAUUCCAAGUUAUGCAACGAAUGACAUUGCUAAGCACAACGAACUAGUGAUAACAUUAGAGGAAAAGAAAGAUAAUAUUGAUGUAAAUACAAGUUUAUUGGAUGAAUCGAUGAUUUUAACACCAGAAAGAUAUCCUACGUCAGAGCUGACUCAAUUUUGGGUCGUCCUCAAAAGGACUUUACUCUUCAGUCGUCGAGAUUGGACUUUGAUGUAUCUUCGAUUAUUUGCACAUAUUCUUGUUGGUUUAUUAAUUGGUGCUCUCUAUUAUGAUAUUGGUAAUGAUGGAGGCAAAGUGUUGAGUAAUUUAGGAUUCCUUUUCUUCAACAUGCUGUUCCUUAUGUACACAUCAAUGACCAUAACGAUUUUAUCAUUUCCAUUGGAAAUGCCAGUUUUGAUGAAGGAAAACUUUAAUCGGUGGUACUCAUUAAAGUCGUACUAUCUAGCGAUAACUAUCUCGGAUCUACCGUUUCAGACCGUGUUUUGUAUAAUGUACUUGGUAAUCGUGUACUUUUUAACAAGUCAACCGAUGGAUGCGAUGAGAUUCAGUAUGUUUGUUGGAGCUUGUCUACUCAUCUCAUUUGUUGCUCAAUCAGUAGGAUUAGUUGUUGGAGCAGCAAUGAAUGUCCAGAACGGAGUAUUCCUUGCCCCUGUCAUGUCUGUACCUUUUUUACUUUUCUCCGGAUUCUUUGUCAGCUUUGAUGCGAUACCUAUCUACUUAAGGUGGAUAACGUAUCUAAGCUAUAUCAGAUAUGGAUUUGAAGGUACUGCUCUAGCAACUUAUGGAUUUUCUCGAGCAAAACUAAAGUGCUUCCAGGCUUACUGUCAUUUCAAAGAACCAACUACAACACUUGAAGAACUGGAUAUGCUUGAUGCUGACUUUACUCUUGAUAUUCUGGCUCUCAUUUUAAUUUUCUUGGUAUUAAGAAUUGCAGCAUAUCUAUUUCUCCGUUGGAAACUCAAAUCCGCUCGAUAGAAAUUUAAAAAAAGAUAAAUAUUCAAUUUAACAUCGAUGAAAGAUGGUAAUAAGUGUCCAUUGAUGGCCUGACUGUUGUAAAUUUUUCAUUUAAAAAACUGAACAUGGAGAGUUCAGUAUAUUUGUAAGAUUGUCUUUAAUAUAGAAUAAUUUAUUAAAUUUUAAUUAUAGUUAAUAUAAUAAUUACAUUAAAAAAGGAAGAAGAAAAAAGCAAAUAAAAACAAGAUAAUUUUGUACUUGUUCUUGUGUAUUACGUUAAUAAAUAUGUGCUUUCCUUGUUUCUUUUUAUUCAAAGUUAUGCCUCAUAGACACAGAUCUAUUAUUAAAAAUACUAAUUGAUUGUCGUUAUUUGUCAAUUAGCGAUAAAAUAAUGUAACUACGGCUGUGAAGAUACUUAUAUUGUUAAAAAAAAAGUUUUAUAAAAGUAUGAUCUUGUCCUGGUAUAAUAAAAAUAAAAAGAAUACUUAAAUUAAUUUUCAAUAA
Messenger RNA from Chelonus insularis, 3249 nucleotides. RefSeq names its product ATP-binding cassette sub-family G member 4. The transcript has 10 exons. Gene Ontology annotation, cellular component: membrane. Gene Ontology annotation, molecular function: ATP hydrolysis activity; ABC-type transporter activity; ATP binding. The record is from RefSeq and is a predicted model, not a curated record. The coding region runs from base 634 to 2766 and encodes 710 amino acids. Lineage: Eukaryota; Metazoa; Arthropoda; Insecta; Hymenoptera; Braconidae. Gene Ontology annotation, biological process: transmembrane transport.